CCUUUCUCUCUCAUUUCAUUCAAAAGUCUCUUUUGACUACCACCCCCCUCCACCUUCUUCCCUUCUUCGUCGUCCCUGCUUCCUCCUUUCCUUCUUCCUCCUAUUCCUAUUUCUCUCUCUCAAUCAUUCUCAUUACGCAUAACUCUCAAUUCUCUCUAUGCUAAUGAAUGAUAAUAUCUUCUCAUUAUUCCUUUGAUCUCUCUCCCAUUCUUCGAUCAUGGGCCUCUGUUUCUCCUCCACCAAGGUCAGCGGCUCCAGCAGCAACAACAACAACAACAACAACGCCUCAUCCAACCGUAACCGCAAAUGUUCGGCCGCGCCGGCGGCUGCAGCGCCGCCGGAGCCGGUGACGCCGCAGAAGAAACAACCGUCGCAGGCUCAACGGCGGCGAGUGCCAGAGGAGUCGCGGAAGAACCCACGCGCCAAAGACAAAGCGGGUGCGCGUCGGCAAGGGACACGUGUUCCGUGCGGAAAGCGAACGGAUUUCGGGUACGAGAAAGACUUCGAGAAUAGAUUCUCGCUCGGGAAAUUGUUGGGACAUGGACAAUUCGGUUACACCUACGUUGGAAUUGACAAAAAAAAUGGGGACCGUGUCGCGGUUAAGAGACUAGAGAAGAGCAAGAUGGUUCUCCCCAUUGCGGUUGAGGAUGUUAAGCGAGAAGUCAAGAUAUUGAAAGAACUUACAGGCCAUGAAAAUGUGGUUCAGUUCUUUAAUGCUUUUGAGGAUGAUUCAUAUGUGUACAUAGUUAUGGAGUUAUGUGAGGGUGGAGAACUGCUAGAUCGGAUAUUGGCCAAGAAGGACAGUCGUUAUACUGAAAAAGAUGCAGCUGUGGUUGUAAGGCAGAUGCUAAAGGUUGCGGCUGAGUGUCAUUUACAUGGGUUGGUACACCGGGACAUGAAACCAGAGAAUUUUCUUUUCAAGUCAACCAAAGAAGAUUCACCUUUAAAGGCUACCGAUUUUGGUUUGUCUGAUUUCAUAAAACCUGGAAAGAGGUUUCAAGAUAUUGUUGGCAGUGCUUACUAUGUUGCACCAGAAGUGUUAAAACGUAAGUCAGGUCCCGAGUCGGAUGUAUGGAGUAUUGGUGUGAUUACAUACAUAUUGCUUUGUGGGAGACGCCCAUUUUGGGAUAAGACAGAGGAUGGUAUCUUCAAGGAGGUCUUACGGAACAAGCCGGAUUUCCGGCGGAAACCAUGGCCUACUAUAAGCAAUGCUGCAAAAGAUUUUAUGAAGAAAUUGUUGGUAAAAGAUCCUCGUGCGAGAUAUACUGCUGCUCAGGCUCUUUCACAUCCAUGGGUUAGAGAAGGAGGAGAGGCAUUAGAGAUUCCUAUUGAUAUAUCUGUCCUGAACAACAUGCGACAGUUUGUGAAAUAUAGUCGGUUGAAACAAUUUGCACUAAGGGCAUUGGCUAGCACACUUAAUGAAGGAGAGUUGUCUGAUCUAAAAGAUCAGUUUGAUGCAAUAGAUGUGGACAAAAAUGGUUCUAUUAGUCUUGAGGAGAUGAGACAGGCUCUUGCUAAAGAUCAACCUUGGAAGUUGAAAGAAUCACGUGUGCUAGAGAUAUUGCAAGCGAUAGACAGCAACACAGAUGGGCUAGUGGAUUUCACCGAGUUUGUGGCAGCUACUUUACAUGUACAUCAAUUGGAGGAACAUGAUUCUGACAAGUGGCAGCAACGGUCACAGGCUGCUUUUGAGAAAUUUGACUUGGAUAAGGAUGGCUAUAUUACUCCAGAUGAACUUAGAAUGCAUACGGGUUUGAGAGGCUCCAUUGAUCCAUUACUUGAGGAAGCCGAUAUUGAUAAAGAUGGGAAAAUCAGCUUACCAGAAUUUCGUAGACUUCUAAGAACUGCAAGCAUGGGUUCUCGAACAGUAAUGAGCCCAAGUCACCGUCAUCAUCGAAAGAUUUAGAUUAGAUAUGUUUCGGAGACAGAGAUAAUUCAGGAGAUGAGAGUGAUGGAUUUCCUUUUAAGAUGAUGAUCUCUUAUGCAGAUUGUGCUGAAGCCCUCCUUGUGAUAUCUAUUCUGCUGCACAUUUUGCACUCUGACCAUCAUUAUAUGGAACUCUGAAACUAGAGUUAAUAUUGACUAUGGCAUACCACACAGGAUUGUGUGUUAAGCUUAGUCUAGACGACCAUGUCAAGAGGAAUUUAAAUAGUGUGUGGAUUGACUUGAGGUAUCAGAGUUUCAUCGGUGUACAUCAUUGGCUUGUUUGUGCCAUACAUGUAAUGUGUAAUACUGUAACUAUAAAUAAAAAACUUCUUACUCCCCUUCCCCUUCAAAAAAAAUUUUAAAAAAAAAUCCUACAAUUAAUCAUCAAAUGAAAUAUAUUUGGUUUUCAAUUUAUUAC
Messenger RNA from Glycine soja, 2344 nucleotides. Its product is annotated as calcium-dependent protein kinase 28-like. Bases 218 to 1906 code for a protein of 562 amino acids. Gene Ontology annotation, cellular component: cytoplasm; nucleus. Gene Ontology annotation, biological process: peptidyl-serine phosphorylation; protein autophosphorylation; intracellular signal transduction. The record is from RefSeq and is a predicted model, not a curated record. Lineage: Eukaryota; Viridiplantae; Streptophyta; Magnoliopsida; Fabales; Fabaceae. Gene Ontology annotation, molecular function: ATP binding; calcium/calmodulin-dependent protein kinase activity; calcium ion binding. The transcript has 12 exons.